Coturnix japonica (Japanese quail) is the source of this 5947-nucleotide messenger RNA. It is a transcript of the gene NACC2, whose product is annotated as NACC family member 2. Gene Ontology annotation, biological process: regulation of transcription by RNA polymerase II. Lineage: Eukaryota; Metazoa; Chordata; Aves; Galliformes; Phasianidae. The record is from RefSeq and is a predicted model, not a curated record. Gene Ontology annotation, molecular function: RNA polymerase II cis-regulatory region sequence-specific DNA binding; DNA-binding transcription factor activity, RNA polymerase II-specific; protein binding.
GGUGGGGCCGCCUGUCUGCGGCGCCCGGCGCUGCUGGGCGAGGUCAGGGAAAGUCCAUGUGAGGAGCCGCUGGAAUCACUUCCUGCUGCCGCCGCCGGGACCGCCGACACCGCCGGCACCGCCGCCUCUAGGCCGAGCAGCGCCGCACCGAGCGUCCAUGGGGCCGGAGCCCCGCAGAUGUGCCCUACUUUGGAUACCCCUGCAUUGAAUGCCUGAGGAGCUCCGGCGGAUCCUGAGCCAUGUCGCAGAUGUUGCACAUAGAGAUUCCCAACUUUGGGAACACCGUGCUGGGCUGCCUGAACGAGCAGCGCCUGCUGGGGCUGUACUGCGAUGUCUCCAUCGUGGUGAAGGGCCAGGCCUUCAAGGCACACCGUGCCGUGCUGGCUGCCAGCAGCCUCUACUUCCGAGACUUGUUCAGCGGGAACAGCAAAAAUGCCUUUGAGCUGCCGGGGACGGUGCCCCCUGCUUGCUUCCAGCAGAUCCUCUCCUUUUGCUACACCGGCAAGCUCACCAUGGCGGCCAGCGAGCAGCUGGUGGUGAUGUACACGGCGGGCUUCCUGCAGAUCCAGCACAUCGUGGAGAAGGGGACAGACUUGAUGUUCAAGGUGAGCUCGCCCCACUGUGACUCUCAGACCGCCAUGAUCGAAGACCCCUCCUCAGAACCGCAGAGCCCCUGCAACCAGCUGCAGUCGGCCUCGGCGCCCUACGUCAUGUCCCCCUCCAUGCCCAUCCCUCUCCUCACCCGUGUCAAGCACGAGAGCCUGGAGCUGCCACCAGCCGCCGUGCCAGGCCUACCUGCCAAGCGGCCCCUGGAGCCAGGCGCACGCGAUGGCCCCGCAGGAGCAGGUCCUGCUGCCGGCCCGCUGAAGCUGUCGCGUGUCUCCUACUAUGGGGUGCCCAACCUGGCCUCCCUCCUGCCCACCGUGCAGCAGGUGCAGUACUCGCAGGGGGAGCGCACCAGCCCCGGCGCCAGCAGCAUUCCCACCACUGACAGCCCCACGUCCUACCAUAACGAGGAGGAUGAGGAGGACGACGAGGCGUACGACACCAUGGUGGAGGAGCAGUACGGGCAGAUGUACAUCAAGUCCUCAGGAGGCUAUUCUGUUGCACAAGAAAAGCCGGAGCAGAUCCCGCUGGAGAACCGCUCCUGUGUCCUCAUCCGCCGGGAUCUGGUUGCCCUUCCAGCCAGUCUCAUCAGCCAGAUCGGGUACCGCUGCCACCCAAAGCUCUACUCCGAGGGGGACCCAGGGGAGAAGCUGGAGCUCGUUGCAGGCUCAGGUGUUUACAUCACACGGGGGCAGCUGAUGAAUUGCCACUUAUGUGCCGGUGUCAAACACAAAGUGCUCCUGAGACGUCUCCUGGCCACGUUCUUCGAUCGGAACACCCUUGCCAACAGCUGCGGAACCGGAAUCCGCUCCUCUACGAGUGACCCCAGCAGGAAACCUCUGGACAGCAGAGUCCUGAACGCCGUGAAACUGUAUUGUCAGAAUUUUGCCCCAAGCUUUAAGGAAAGCGAGAUGAAUGUCAUAGCAGCUGAUAUGUGCACCAAUGCCCGCCGGGUCCGCAAGCGUUGGCUCCCGAAGAUCAAAUCCAUGCUGCCCGAGGGGAUGGAGAUGUACCGCACCGUGAUGGGCUCCACCACAAACAGCGUCCCUCUGGAUCCAGAAUUCCAGCCCAGCUCUGCUCAGGUCUUUGAGCAGCAAAUCUAUGCAGAAAGGAGGAGCGAUUCAGGAACUAUAGUAGCAUUAAGAACUAACACAGUGAGCGUCGAUCUGAGCAAUGGAUCCAGCCAGUCCUUCGAACAGAGCGAGGAUGCCGAGGGCGCCGGCUCUGUCAUACAGGAGGCGGCUGCCACGGAUGCCAUGGCAUCGGAUACCCAAAGCACUCCCCAACCUUUUGAACAGGGCUCGGGCCCCUCCAGCCGGCCCGAAACUCCGGUGAGAAGACCGGAUGGCACUUAUGGAGGGACUUUAUAGAGAGAGCAAACGUUUUGUGACCUAUAAGGGAUCUGUAAUACUAAAGCUGCUUGCAUGCAUUACUAAUACGAAACAAAAAUGUGAUCAAGCCACUUACCUACUGAACUGCUACUGUUGCCUGAAAAAAAUGUGAUUUUUAUUCUGCUUGUAUUUAAAAUUGAUGAAGGAAAUAAUCGCAUUCGUUAUACUGUAAACGAUAGGUCUGUGGCGACCUACUUUAAAAAAAGAGAAAACUCUUGGGCUCCUUUUUUUGAUACCCCUGAGGUUAGUCUGUGCGAUUGUAGCUUUUUUGGGUCUUUUUUUUUGUUUCCUUUAUUAUUAUUUUGGUUUUAUCUUCUAUUUUUUCUUUUUUUCUUUUUUUUUUUAAAGAAGGGGAGGAGAAAAACUCGACAACCCCCCCACCCCCCCCAUCACCACCCAUCCAUUCCUCAGCUUGGAGGUAAAGCCAUCGCUCACCUUGUCCUUAGCAGUGAGUUGUGCAUCUUGGAGCGCUGGGGUUUGGUUUGCUGGGGUGCGUGGCACAGGGUGGGGGAAACUGCUCCAUGCUUCUGUUGGUGGAAGGUCAGUGGGAUGCAGGAUGUGUGAUGCAGGAUGCAGGAUGUGGCUGUUCCUCUCGGUGUUGCCCCUCUCGGUGCCACCAGGCGCUGGGUUGGUUCCUCUCCCCCUCCUGCUCUGAGCUGCUCCGCUGCGUUGGGUUCUCCUCGCCCCUGCACCCACUUCUGUGCCUGAAGCAGAUUAGGUGCAUAAAAGCUGUUUUCUUCUUUUGUUCUUUUAUUUUUAAUUGCAAGCAAAGAGCUUUGUACCCCUCUUUGGUCUUUGUCUCAUCCUGCUGGGAAGAAGCCUUCACACCUGUCUACCCGUUGCCCAUCCCAGGCUGUUGUCCUCGGGGCACAGCAAUGGAGCUGCGGUGGGUUUGGCUCAGCAGGACGUGCUCAGCUCAGUGCUGGGGAUGGAGGUGUGCAGUGCUGGGCGUGGGGCAGGCCUGGCAUUGCUGAGAAUGGCUGCUUUUGCUUUCAUUUCUAAUUGUUACUAUGACGGAAGGGCCUGCGUUGAGGUACUUAGGGUGUCCGGGUCUUCAGAUGAGUGCACCACAGGUGGUCGCUUUGGGCUCCCAGGGCCCUUUCUUUCUUUCCCAGUUUGGUUCCUGAAUCCAGGCAGCGCUUUGCUCAGGGUUUCUUUCUGUCUCUGUGUUGAAGGGGAGGGGCGAGAGGCUGACCCAGCCUUUGGCCACGUGUUUUGUUUUCUUUGAUACUUGAAGCUGUUUUUUGGCACCGUGAUUACGAAGCUGUCCGGCACUUGGCGUGUUCUGCUGUUCUUUGUCCUGAGACCAAGAAAUGCCGGGCUCCUCUCUGCCCCCCACACUGGAUAGCACACGGGGCAGCCCCUGCCCCAGCCCCAGUGGCAAUGGAUGUGAUAUGGAGGGCACAGGACUGCCACUGCCCCAGCCCCAUUUGCACUUUACCCACAUGCACCAACACCCACUCCUCCCGACACAUGGUGCUGCCCCAGCCCAGCAUGGCGCUGUGAUUCGGGCUUCCCCUCCCAUCCUCCCCAUGGAGCUGAGGGUCCCGCAGCCCAGGGGUGCCCCGUUGCCCUCUGAUGUCCCCCCAGUGUUGCUGGCUGCCCAGCAUGGGGCUGAGCAUCCCCACUGUGCCCCUGUGUGGAGCACUGCGGGGUCUCCUCUUCCUCCCCCCUUUGGAUGGGGCUGCAUGGGCUCCCUGCUGGCUCGAGAAGCCCCGAGCGGAGUGCUCCCAGACAGCACCAGGGACAGGAGCAGCAGCAGCAGUACUUGAAUGGCUUAGGGCAGAGAGUCUGAAGAGAGUCGAGUUGCACAGUGAAAAUAUAUAUUUUUAUACCUAGCACAACUUCCUUGUAUAUUUUUGGGGUUCUUUUAUUGUUUGGUUUUUUUUUUUUCCUUUUAUUUUUUCUUUUUCCUUUCCUUUUUUGUUUUGGUUCUUCUUCGAUCUGGGUUCGUUUUAUUACUUCUUCUUAUUACUAGGAAGGCAAACUUCUAAAAUGUGAAGGGCGUUGGGUUUCUCCUUAUCUGGUAGAUGAGGGCAAGCAUUUUGCACUAAUGUUUCCUGUGUGUGGAGGAUUCAUGGUAUGUUUGGAACAUGUUACGUGGAUAAUGAUUGUAUUCUUCCGACAAACACAACCAAGUUCCCCCUUUGAAAUACUGAAUGUAAAUGAGAACAGAGCAGUCCAUCGAUUGUAUGCGGCUUUCCUGAGUGCCUUAGAAUCUCUUGAUCUCUUUUGUUCCUUCUUUUGUUGUCGGUUUGGUUUGGUUUGGGUUUUUGUUGGGUUUUCUUUUUUCUUUUCCAAGGAAAACAGAUGGAGAGAAUCAGCUCAUAACCACCUCCUUCCUCCUCUUUGUUUACGACACUAUUUUAAAUUAUAGAAUUCGGGGCUGCUUUAUAAUGUGAAUAGGAAACUGCGUUCAUCUAGGUCUGAUAGUGUAAAAUCAGAGCAUCAGUAUUUAUGGUAUGUCUGCACCUUUAUUCCUAUGCUUGACUAUUAGCAAUAUUACAUGUAUAUUAUAUAUCUAAAGUUAUACCAAGCACCUUUAAAAAAAUCAGAGCGCGUGCUCCGUGCAGUCCCCACAUCCCUACAUCUCCAUAUCCAUGCAUCCCUAUAUCCUGACAUCCCUACAUCACCGCAUCCCUAUAUCACCGUAUCUCCACAUCCCUGUAUCCUCAUAUCCCCACAUAUCUCCUUAUCCCCACACCCCCAUUUCCCAGCUCCCAGCAGCUGUAGGACCCUCCUCCUCCCAGCUGUGUCCCGGCAGCAGCGGGUGCCGUCCCCAUCCCACUAUGGGGUGCACAUGGACCGGUGGCCUCAUGGAGCCACCGGAGCAGGGAUCGAUGCCUUUCCUGAUCGUUUUCCUGCUAAGCUUAUGUUGGGAUUGCUUAUAUUUACAGAAAUAACUUGCUGUGAGCGGAGAAGGGUGUAUGGCCCAUUAACCAACCCAAAACCCAGAGCCUCUGGCCGGCUAUAAAUCCUAAAGGCGGCACAGAGAACUCACGUCUCUUCUGGGGCUCCAACUGCUGUUUAGAAGUGUUCCUGCUGUAUAGAUGUGUCACGUUGUCAGCCUAGGGCUCGGGGCCACCCCAAAGCCAGGGCUGUCAGGAGCUCCGUGCACCGAUAGGGCUGUGCCAUGAGUUUCUUCCACUGUUAUAGAAGCGUUUUGCACACCAAGGUUGGUUUUUAUGUCGAAAUUAAGAAAAAAGAAAAAAAAAAGAAAUAAUAAUAAUAAUAAUAAAAAUAAUAAUAAUAAAUAUAUAUAUAUAUUAAAAAGAAAAGAAAACAAAGCCAAAACUCGCAAUACUGUUUUUAGCAGACGGAAUAAAUCCACGAACAAAUAACGAGAUGAAAGGAACGAAUGAGUGGGUGGAAAACGACGCCGUAGGGAAAGGCUCCAAACUGUCCUUUGGGGCAGGGGGCGUUGGGUUGGGUCAGAGUGCUGACCCAACUUGGGCUGCUUCAGGGGAAGGCAAAAUGAAGGGUUGAGUGGUGCCGUUGUUUUGGAGGCGGCUCCGGCGCUGUGCGCAGUACUGUGACUCCACGACUGUUAUCCCUGUGUGUGCUGUAGGACAGCCCCGCAGUACCGCUGAGCUCCGGCUCUCAGCCACGGACGAUGCUCGCUUCGUCUUGGUUCUUUUUGAUUUUGACUUUGAUCGCGCAUUAUUCACCGGUAUUUAUGUGCUCUUUACUCUGUGUAGUUCUGACUGUUAUUUUGUAGCCACGGCUGAUGCCAUAUAGAGGUAACUAAAACCAGAAAUAAAAGGUUAAGGACAAACCCCAUCCCCCCCUCCCUUUACCCCUCACCCUCUAUCGGAUCUGUGCUCACAGCUGUUUUCAGACGACGGAAAAUCCAUUUAAGAGGAACGAAUUUCGCGGCCGGUGCGACCAUGAAUUGUACAACGCUUUGUAAAGUUCACAUUUACAGAAUAAUAAAGGAAAUGAUGAUUACA